CGAAUGUCAAUGGAAGCAUAAAUUUAAAAAAAAAUAUAUAAUAGACUAUUUAAAGAAAAUGUUCUUGUUUUCGAUAUGACAAGCCCGACAUUCGACGAUAUUGAGGAUCAGCUUGAUAAUUUUAUCAUACGAAAACCAAGAGAGAAUGUAAACACAUAUGCGGCUGCACGAAAAGAAACAAAGGAUGGACAACAAAUUCAUGAGCAUUUACCAUUGCUUGUUAAUGAUAUAUUAGGAUCGUCCCCAGACCCAGACGAUAAAGGAGUGUUCACGGUUUUCAAUCCGACCACACUGAAGUAUCGUACCUGCCUGGCUUACGGGUUUGUCGCAGGUCGGGGCGUCCAUAACAAAUCGUUUUACAAGUACAUAAUCGACGAUGGAACUGGCACAAUGGAGUUUAGUAUUUAUGUUAAGCCAAGGGAGUCUGAACUUAUUAAACGUCUUUACAACGAAGCAAACUCCCUGGUAGGAACCGCGGGACUUCAGUACGAAAGGGUAUCAGCUAGCAUGGUGCGACUUUUAGGCAAGGCGCUGGAAUACAUUGAUGGAUCUGUAAUAUUACCCGGAAACAAUGUCUUGCUAUAUGGACGCCCAAAGAGGUUUAGGGAUAAAAAUGUCUUCGAUGUUAUCUCAUUUACUGUGGACAACGGGAAGUCCCGAAAGCUGGAGAUCGCAUUCAAUGACAAUUUGAUAGACUACUACCAGUCUCAUGGGGCUACAUAAUAUUCAUAAUUGCAAAUUUGUAUAUUUAUAAGUUGAAAUUUUACUCAAUA
Molecule: messenger RNA, 773 nt
Organism: Drosophila novamexicana
Lineage: Eukaryota; Metazoa; Arthropoda; Insecta; Diptera; Drosophilidae
Exons: 1
Coding region: 76-723 (215 amino acids)
Source: RefSeq, a predicted model, not a curated record